This is a messenger RNA of Teleopsis dalmanni, 915 nucleotides long. RefSeq lists its product as uncharacterized. Bases 1 to 915 code for a protein of 304 amino acids. The record is from RefSeq and is a predicted model, not a curated record. Lineage: Eukaryota; Metazoa; Arthropoda; Insecta; Diptera; Diopsidae. The transcript has a single exon.
AUGGAUACUCUUAAUUUUGAAUACAACGAUGAUGAUUGGCGUUUGUUCAUUGAUUCUUCUAAGGUCAGUUUAAAGGUUGUUCUCUUACAUAAUGGAAAUGAAAUUCCCUCAAUACCGUUAGCCCAUGGAACUGAUAUGAAAGAAACUUACGAGAAUAUGCAGUUUCUCUUAAAAAAAAUUCAAUACGAAAGAUAUAAGUGGAAAAUUUGUGGUGACCUAAAAGUUAUUGCAAUUUUACUAGGCUUACAACUUGGUUACACGAAAUAUUGUUGCUUCAUCUGCGAGUGGGAUAGCAGAGACAGAAAAUUGCAUUACUUGAAAAAAGAUUGGCCACAACGUAAAGCACUCGUUCCUGGAAUCAAAAAUGUCCUCUUCCAGCCUUUGGUCGAUCCUAAAAAUAUUUUUUUGCCACCUCUGCACAUUAAAUUAGGACUUUUUAAAAAUUUUGUUAAAGCCAUGGAUAAAAAUGGUGGUGGUUUUACUUAUUUGAAGCAAAAAUUUCCUGAAAUAAGUGAGGCAAAGAUUAAGGAAGGUAUUUUUAUUGGGCCACAGAUUAGAGAACUGCUGAAGGACUCGGAAUUUCAACAGCAAUUGAGUACAACAGAAAUUAACGCGUGGAACUCAUUCAAAAAUGUAGUUGAGCAUUUUUUAGGAAAUAUGUUGGCUGAAAAUUAUCGCGAUCUGGUGGCUAAUCUAAUUAAUUCAUACCAAAAAAUGGGCUGCAAUAUGUCUUUAAAACUUCACUUCCUACACUCUCACCUGGACUUUUUUCCACCAAAUCUUGGCGCCGUUAGUGAUGAGCAUGGUGAGCGUUUUCACCAGGAUAUUUUACACAUGGAAAAACGCCACAAAGGAAAUUUCACUAACAUGUUAGCAGAUUACUGCUGGACACUAAAAUAUGCGAGAAAAACAUAG